CUGUACCCUGUUGGCCGCUGCAGUGGCUUAUCUUAUCGUUCGUCCUGCUGGGCUGUAUGGCGGAGCGAUGUCCCGCUCAGCUAGGCUGCUCGAGGCCAGCUGGAGAACGUCUUGUGAACGCCCGCGCGUACCAUAAAUUCCGCUGAAGCUUUAUCGUUGACGGUCCCCGUACUGCUCAUCACAUCUGCGCCAUCUUGUGCUCAGUCUCUGCUUGCCAGCCAUCACUAUGUCUGCCUCCACCGAAUCCUACCUCUCGCACGCUCGCUACGGCAAGGACAAGGUGCGCGUCUUCCGCAUUGUGCGCGAGGGUGCGUUUCACCAUGUCGUGGAAUACAACGUUACCGUGCUCGUGGAGGGCGACAUUGAUGUCAGUUACACGAAGGCCGACAACUCGGUCGUGGUCGCCACUGACUCUAUGAAGAACAUCACCUAUUACCUCGCAAAGACCUCCCCGCACAUUCUCGUUCCGGAGCGCUUCGCCAUUCACCUUGGAACGCAUAUCCUCUCCAAGUAUGCUCAUCUCCAUAAGGCGUUCGUCACCGUCGAGAAGCUGCGCUGGGCGCGUAUUCCGAUCACGAAGGGUGCGGAGGGACAGGAGCAGGUCAAGCUGCAUCCGCACUCCUUCUACCGCGACGGCGAGGAUAAGAGAGUGACGAGCGUGGAGCUCGAUGCGACUGGAGGCAAGGACAAGAUUAUCGCGAAGGUCACUUCUGGGAUCACCGACUUGCUAGUACUCAAGUCCACCGGUUCCGCUUUCGAGUCGUUCGUCAGAGACGAGUACACGACGCUGGCCGAAGUGAACGACCGCAUCUUUAGCACCUCGAUCGAUCUGAGCUACGUCUACAAGCCGUUCGCCGUGCCUCCGCCCACGGAUGAAAAGAAGAUUGUAGUCAAUGUCCAAGGAGAGGCCACAGGAAAGGGUACGCCGUGGGAAGCGGAGACGGUCGCGAGAAGCGCGCGGAAGAUUACGCUUGAGGUAUUCGCCGAAGAUGAGAGCGCAAGCGUCCAGGCGACUCUUUACAAGAUGGCGCAGCAGAUAAUCGCGGAGAACCCAUACGUGGAGAGCGUGACGUACACGCUGCCUAACAAACACUACAUCCCGGUGGACAUGCGGUAUAUUGGGGUGGAUAACCUGACACCGUCCAAGGCAGAGGUGUUCGUGCCCAUCGCGGCUCCAAGCGGGUUGAUCUCAGCAACCAUCUCACGUAAAUGACCGAUGAUGUCAUCGGCCCCGCAACGCCCGGCGACUCCGCAGCUACUGCCCGCACUUCUCCCCGCAGGCUCUUCCGUCGCGCCGCGGGCAUAUCCAGUAUGAGAGAGGCAUUACUAUGUAUAUCACCAUGUUUAAAUUUUCGGUAAAUGUGACUGUCACGGCAACCAUGACGCGUG
Molecule: messenger RNA, 1389 nt
Organism: Laetiporus sulphureus 93-53
Lineage: Eukaryota; Fungi; Basidiomycota; Agaricomycetes; Polyporales; Laetiporaceae
Product: uricase
Exons: 9
Coding region: 227-1213 (328 amino acids)
Biological process (GO): urate catabolic process; purine nucleobase catabolic process
Cellular component (GO): peroxisome
Molecular function (GO): urate oxidase activity
Source: RefSeq, a predicted model, not a curated record